This is a messenger RNA of Eremothecium cymbalariae DBVPG#7215, 1182 nucleotides long. RefSeq lists its product as uncharacterized. Lineage: Eukaryota; Fungi; Ascomycota; Saccharomycetes; Saccharomycetales; Saccharomycetaceae. The record is from RefSeq and is a predicted model, not a curated record. Bases 1 to 1182 code for a protein of 393 amino acids. The transcript has a single exon.
AUGUCUAGUUAUUUCUCCAACUUCAGCUUAGAUAAGAUAGCAUCUACAAUAAAUACGGCAGCUCAUAAGACGCAACAGAAACUUAAUGAGACACAAGAACAAUUGACUCAUGCAAUUCAUAGUAUUAAUCUUGAUGACCCCCAAACGAUGCUCUCCUUGAGGACACGAAAACACCAACUACAAGAAACUUUGGGUACUAUAAAGGACAUAUCGAAACUUCCACCACGGUACCAGUUUCUAGAAAGGAAAUGCGAUGCUUUUGAGAAAGUUUGCAGUAGGAUUUUAGUGGUUUCAAAGACCUUUGAAGUUGAUGGCUAUGACUACCCUCCUAAUUUGGCAGAGAGUAUAUCUGAUUGGUGGGGAUCUUCAUCGAAAAAGGAUGGAGUGUUUUGGGGAUUUGGUAAGAAAUCUAAAAAUGAUAAGAAUAAGGCUGAACAGAAAAGCAGUGCUGAGAAGAAAUCUAAUGAAGGUUACAUACCCCCUUCGUUUGCUCAAGCGAUUUCAAAAGCUGCUGAUGAUUCGAUUACAAUUCUUAAAGAAUUAAACGAAGAACAGCUUGUGAAUCCUAGCAAUGGGGCGGAAACAGAGGACGAAGAUGUAGAUUCUUUAAUGCCGAUCCUAGAGGCUUGGGCUGAAGCACAAUCUAAUAUCGAUGAAGCAAAGCAACAGAUGGAUCAAUUCAUGAUUAACGAAUUCAAUAAAAAGCUAGAUAGCCUAGUUAACAAUGACUUUUUGAAAGUUCGUGCUUUGCGCAAGAAAGUGGAGGAAUCGAGAUUGAAGUUUGACACAUUGAGGUACGAACUGGAGAUGAGAAAGUCUGGCGCGUCGCAGACCAAGGAAACUUUUACUACCAUCGAGUCACAACAGGUGAAUGAUAAGGAUAAAGAGAACGAGGAUAACUUAAAGCCUACUAUUCACAAUAAUACCGGCAUUGGGAGCUCUUCAGAUGAAGAGGACCAGAAAUUCCGACUGUUACUCGAAAAAGCAGAGGAUGAGUUUGUAUCCAAUACCACUGACGCGGUGGCAUACAUGACACAAAUUACUGAUUCUGUCAACCUAUCCACCCUGGUUAAACUAUUCCACAACUUUCAAUUGAUUUACCAUAAAAAGUGUGUCCAAGAACUACAAGCCAGCUUGAAUGUAAUAAACACACUGACAGUAGAAGAAGAUGGAGAAGAAUGA